This is a messenger RNA of Cetraspora pellucida, 594 nucleotides long. Lineage: Eukaryota; Fungi; Glomeromycota; Glomeromycetes; Diversisporales; Gigasporaceae. The record is from the annotation of a GenBank genome assembly.
AUGGGUAUUGGGUAUAUCGACAUUUUAUACACCAAUAUUGAUUACAAUAACAGUAUCGAAAAUAUACUAAGGGGAUUAGACGAUGUAGUUCGAAGUGGCAAGGCAUUAUACAUUGCAAUAACUGAUACACCAGCAUGGGUAAUCAGCGAAGCAAACACGAUUUCUCACUUUCGUGGGUGGAGUUUCUUAUCUAACCGAUACUCCAAAGAUUUCCUUGCUUCUGAUAAAGACUUCCCUACCAAGAAAACCGUUUUAGAGUAUGCUGAGAAGGAAAAUAAUUGGAAGAUUCUCGAGGAAGUUGUUCGGGUUUCUAAAGAAGUUGGAAGAACGCCUUCUGAGGUUGCAAUCAACUGGGUUCUUCAACAGUCAGGAAUAGCAUCUACGUUAGCAGCUGCAAGAAAUGUAGAAAUCUUGGAAGAGAACAUAAAUGCGUUAGAAUUUAAACUUACUCCAGAACAACUUUCUGCCUUAAAUGACAUCUCUCUACCAGGAGAGAUUCCAUUCACACAAAUUCCAAAACCUAAUCCGUUACAUUAUACUUCUAAACCCGGUCCUGAAUAUAUCAAAGAGUUGAAGCCACUUCGAGAAACCUAA